This is a messenger RNA of Cicer arietinum (chickpea), 2436 nucleotides long. RefSeq names its product zinc finger CCCH domain-containing protein 32-like. The record is from RefSeq and is a predicted model, not a curated record. Gene Ontology annotation, molecular function: metal ion binding; mRNA binding. NCBI's taxonomy places the organism in Eukaryota, Viridiplantae, Streptophyta, Magnoliopsida, Fabales, Fabaceae.
AAUAAAAGAAGCCCCAAGUUGCAGACAUAAAAAGAUCACAAAAUCAAAAGGCAUUGAAAUAGAAACUGAAACUGAGAGAGAGAGAAAGAGAAAGAGAAAGAAGAGAGAAGGUGUCCGCGUGGGUUAGACUCGUCUUAGAUAGAGAUUUAGAGAGAGAAAAUCCAACCUCAUUUUCUCUUUCUCUCUCUACAACCAACGCCCAUUUGAUCGGAACCUCUCAUUCUAGAUUAUUACUGUACAAUGGACCACUAUCCCCGGUCCACUGAACCUUCCCGGUCUGAUCCCUCGCCGGAAUGGACCGGACCCGACCCUCAAACCGGUCUAGAAGAGCCUAUGUGGCAAUUGGGGUUGAAUGGUGCUGCAGAGGAUUCCUACCCUCAACGACCUGAUGAGGUUGAUUGCACUUACUAUUUGAGAACCGGUUUCUGUGGUUUUGGUUCAAGGUGUCGGUUCAACCACCCUCGUGACCGUGGCACGGUUAUUGGAGCUGCUUCUAGGACUGUAGGGGACUAUCCAGAACGUGCAGGACAGCCUGUGUGCCAGUAUUAUAUGAGGACAAGAUCUUGCAAAUUUGGUGCGUCUUGCAAGUACCACCAUCCUAGACAGACAGGAGGCACUGCUAGCCCUGUGUCACUAAAUUAUUAUGGAUAUCCGUUACGCCCAGGUGAAAAGGAAUGUUCCUAUUUUGCGAAAACGGGACAAUGCAAGUUUGGUGCAACUUGUAAAUUUGAUCAUCCAGUUUCUGCUGGUGUUCAGAUUCCAGCUCCAUCACCAGGUCCCCCAGUUUCACCUUUACAUGUACCAGUACCUUCUCCAUUAUAUCCAACAGUACAGACUCCAUCUGGUCCUUCAUCACAACAAAUUGGUGUACUGGUCGCAAGGCCAUCUCUACUACAGGGUUCGUUUGUCCAGAGCCCCUAUGGACCUGUGGUAUUGUCCCCGACCAUGGUCCCCUUUUCUGGCUGGGGUCCUUAUCAGGCCACUGCGACAAGCCCUGUACUUCCUUCUAGUGCUCCAGCUAAUGUUGGUUCACCACAGCUUUAUGGGAUAACCCAACUACCAUCAACAGCUAAUGCCUAUACUGGACCUUAUCAACCUUCUGGUUCCUCAGUUGGUCCUUCAAGCAGAAGUCAGAAGGAACAUUCAUUUGCAGCAAGGCCUAAUCAACCAGAGUAUCAUUAUUACUCUAGAACAGAUGAGCUUCCAUUUAGUCCAUCGUAUAGGUAUCACCAACCACCAGACAUGAGUGCACCAAAAGUGAAUGUUGCCCUAAGUCCUGCAGGUCUUCCUUUACGCCCGGGGGCAGCACCUUGCACUCAUUACACACAGCGCGGCGUAUGCAAGUUCGGUCCUACAUGCAAAUUUGAUCAUCCUAUUGUAUCACUGAGUUACAGUCCAUCUGCUUCUUCCCUGACUGAUGUGCCAGUUGCACCUUACUUUGUGGGUUCGUCUGUUGGUACUCUUGCUCCUCCAUCUUCUUCAUCAGAGUUGCAGCCCGAACUCACCACAGGAUCCAGCAAGGAGUCUGUUCCAUCCAGAAUAUCUUCAUCAGCAAGCACAACGACUGGAUCAGUUGGUUUGACUUUGUCAACUGGUGGUCCGGUUUCUCAAUCAAGCACUCGGAGUCGGAGUUCCAGUCCUUUAGCAGCUGUCAAUACCACAACAAGUAGCAAUGUCUCUCACACCUCGAGCUCAGAAAUGUGAAUGAAUACAUCAUCAUUACUCCUUUUUUAUCUCAAUUCUUCAAGGAGGUCCUCAAAUAGGUUUUUGAUUUUUUUGGUUCUCUCUCCCAGUUAUCCCCAGUUCCACCUUCAGAUCUAGCACACUUCACACUGAUUAUCUUUAUGUUCAUAAAAUCUUUUUGUGGCCAUCACUUUGAUCUUGAAUAAACCAUGGCCAACCCAUACAACCCACCUUGCUUUAGAAUAACUCCUAAAGAAUCUGCAAUUCCAUUGUGCACAUGUCCAUCCACAUCUCCAAUUUUUGGAGUCUGUUGUGCUUAUUUAUGCUUCAAUCUUCUUUGAUAUGAGAACAUUAUGUCCAGACUUUCAUUGACCAUGUUGUUUACGACUCUUCAACUGAAACCCUUUUUGAAUUAGGUAACCAUUUUCCACUUCUGUUUUGGAAGUCCUAUUCAAUACUUCCUCAACUUGUAUUUAUAGGGUUUUAUUGUGAAGAAAAAUAAUCAGGAGACUGCAAUGAGGCUUCACAUUGUUAUCUUAUAGUAUAUGGUUUGGAAUUUGGGUACACAGUGAUGUUGUGACAAUCAAAAGCUUGACUUGGUAUUUGAAUUUAUUACGAAAUACGUAUAUGAAGAAACACAUUUAAGUUAUCACAUUUAAAUAUGUAAUAACAUUUUUUCCAUUGGGUUUUUUUACCUGAUCAAGAUUUGAUUUUAGAUCAGGUAAGUUUUUUGGAGGGGAUUUUAAAUUUUUA